GCGAAAAUGAUGUGGCAACCAGACAGAAGCAAAACCACGCAAAUAGAUCAACUCAGGGACAAAAUUAACCAAAGAUUUGGUGUAAAUAUAGCAUCAUAUCCAGAGUUUCAUAAAUGGUCAUGUGACAACUAUCCAGACUUUUGGGAAGAAGUAUGGAAAUUUGCAGGAAUUAUUCACAGCCAACCGUAUACACAGGUCGUAGAUAAAACAAAAGAUAUCGGUGAGAUACCACAAUGGUUUGAAGGGGUCAAGAUGAAUUUUGCUGAGAAUCUACUGAGAUUUAAUGAUGAUAGAAUUGCUAUUUAUGCUACUGGUGAAGGAAGAACUGAUAUUACAACUAAAACAUUUAAAGAAUUAAGAAAAGAUGUAGCAGUAUAUGCAUUAGCUAUGAAAUCUAUGGGAAUAGAAUCUGGUGAUAGAGUUGUAGGUUACAUACCUAAUACCGUAGAAGCUGUGAUAGCUAUGUUAGCUACUGCCAGUAUAGGUGCCAUCUGGAGCUCAACUUCUCCUGAUUUUGGUGUUGUGGGAGUUUUAGAAAGAUUUUCACAAAUUAGACCAAAGUUGAUAUUUAGUGUCAAUGCUGUACAUUAUAAUGGCAAAGUUCACAAUCAUCUUGAAAAGGUGGAACAGGUUGUUAGAGGCUUACCUGAUUUACAGAAAGUUGUAAUAUUUCCCUUUGUUGAAGAGGCUAAUUUUGAUCUCUGCCAUAUUCCAAACAGCUGUAGUUUGAAACAGUUUUUAUCAGACUCUGAAGAAGAAUCUGAGUUAAAGUUUGAACAAGUACCGUUUAAUCAUCCUCUAUAUAUUAUGUACUCCUCCGGUACUACUGGAGUACCAAAAUGUAUGGUUCACUCUGUCGGAGGUACACUGUUAAAACAUGUAGAAGAACAUAUAAUACAGGGAGAUAUGACAAGAGAUGAUAUUAUGUUAUAUUAUACUACAGCUGGUUGGAUGAUGUGGAAUUGGCUGGUAUCAGUAUUAUAUAUUGGAGCUGGUAUAUUUCUUUACGAUGGCUCACCACUCUUACCAACACCUAAUGUUUUCUGGGAUUUCAUUGAUAAAACUGGAGUGACCAUAUUGGGAACAGGAGCUAAAUGGCUUGCAGUUUUAGAAGCAAAAAAUGUUGUUCCAAGGAACACCCACAGUUUAAAGUCAUUACGUAUGAUAUUGUCUACUGGUUCACCAUUAAAACCACAGAGUUAUGAAUACGUUUAUAGAGAUAUUAAGUCAGAUUUAUUAUUGGGAUCUAUAUCAGGUGGAACUGAUAUUAUAGCAUGUUUUAUGGGUCAUAACAUAACAUUACCAGUAUAUAAAGGUGAAAUACAAGGAUUAUUAUUAGGUUGUGAUAUGCAGUGCUGGGAUGAAACAGGCAAGCCAGUGUUUGAUGCCAGUGGUGAACUAGUUUGUUUGACUCCAUUUCCCUCUAUGCCAGUUAAAUUCUGGAAUGAUGUUGAGAAUUUGAAAUAUCGUAAAGCUUAUUUUGAAAAAUAUCCAGGUGUAUGGGCUCAUGGUGAUUAUUGUAUGAUUAGCUCUCAAACUGGUGGUAUAGUGAUGUUAGGUCGAAGUGAUGGCACAUUAAAUCCAAAUGGUGUUAGAUUUGGUAGUGCAGAAAUUUAUCAUAUUGUGGAAUCAUUUAAAGAAAUAGCUGACAGUGUUUGUGUGGCUCAACGUAAAACAGAUCUGAGUGAAGAGAGAGUGGUGUUGUUUUUAAAGAUGGCACCUGGAGCAGAGUUUAAUGAUGAUUUAGUUAAUGGUAUUAAAACUUCAGUUAGAACUUACCUAACAUCUCGUCAUGUUCCUGCUGUUAUUCUACCAAUAGAUGAUAUUCCUUAUACGAUUAGUGGAAAGAAGGUUGAAGUAGCUGUUAGACAAGUUAUACAUGAUGAGAUUGUUCUACAGCGUGGUGCCUUGGCUAACCCUCAAUCUUUAGAUCUCUAUCAUAAUAUACCACAAUUACAAGGUUGGAUUUGAAGUAGUUCAACUCACAGAAGAAUUACAUACAAUGAAUGAUUUAUCAGU
Molecule: messenger RNA, 2019 nt
Organism: Lottia gigantea (owl limpet)
Lineage: Eukaryota; Metazoa; Mollusca; Gastropoda; Lottiidae
Exons: 18
Coding region: 7-1971 (654 amino acids)
Biological process (GO): lipid metabolic process
Cellular component (GO): cytosol
Molecular function (GO): acetoacetate-CoA ligase activity
Source: RefSeq, a predicted model, not a curated record